Podarcis raffonei (Aeolian wall lizard) is the source of this 2006-nucleotide messenger RNA. RefSeq names its product zinc finger protein 24-like. Gene Ontology annotation, biological process: regulation of transcription by RNA polymerase II. The record is from RefSeq and is a predicted model, not a curated record. The coding region runs from base 230 to 1831 and encodes 533 amino acids. Lineage: Eukaryota; Metazoa; Chordata; Lepidosauria; Squamata; Lacertidae. Gene Ontology annotation, molecular function: RNA polymerase II cis-regulatory region sequence-specific DNA binding; DNA-binding transcription factor activity, RNA polymerase II-specific. The transcript has 4 exons.
CGGAAGUUCAGCCCCAGACGAAAAGAAAUACACACAGUGAAUCCUGCGGUGACUCUAACCUUUUCCUAUCUCUAUGCGAAGCCGUCGCUGGGGAAGGUUUGCUACUAAAUAGCGCAGCAGCAGAGAAAGAGGCGGACCGGGGAGGAAGGGGGGGCACGUGCAGAGGAGCUCAGUGCAGCUGUCCAGAUUGCUGUCGUUUAUUCCUGAGCUGCUGGAGUUACUGGCGAAGAUGAAGAUGGAGGAAGACGCUGCAACAGGAUGCGCCCCAGAGGAGGCACUGGAGGGGGCAGGAAGAGACCAGGAUCAGGAUGCUGUAGACUGCAAACCCAAGAUGGAGGACAGAAGGCAGCCCCCGGAAUCAAUGAGAUCCCCUCAGAAAGCAGCUCCGCAGCCGGUGAAAGAGGAGCCGGAAGAGGGCUUCUCCCACCAGUGGGAAUCCCAGUGGCAGGACUUUCUGAGGACGGGGGAGCCCCCUUACCAGGGCCCAGAAGCCCAGCCUGAGGAGCCCACGCUGUGGGGCGACACAAAGGCCUUUCUGGCCUCUUUUGAGCAAGUGGCUGCCGCCUGCCGCUGGCCCCGGGAGGAGUGGGUGGCGCGGCUCUUGCCGGCCCUCCGAGGAGAAGCCGCGUUGGCCUUUGGCUUGCUGGAGGACAGAGACCGGGAGGACUACGGGAAGGUGAAGGCGGCCCUCUUGCACAGAGAUGCCCUCAGCCGGGAGAGGCGGCGGCAGCACUUCCGGCGCUUCGGCUAUGGGGAGGCCAAGGGGCCCCGGGCCGUCCAUGGGCGACUCCAGGAGCUGUGCCACCAGUGGCUGGCCGUCGAGAGGCACUCCAAGGAGCAGAUCCUGGAGCUCCUGAUCCUGGAGCAGUUCCUGACCGUCCUGCCACCCGAUAUCCAGGGCUGGGUGAGGGAACGGGGCCCCGAGACCUGCUCCCAGGCAGUGGCCCUAGCGGAGGACUUUCUGCUCAGGCAGCAAGGGGCCGAAGGAGACGGAAGCCAGGUGGCCUUUGAGGUGGUGGCUGUGAAUUUCUCCGAGGGAGAAACUGCUCCUGCUGGUGGGGAGCAGGAGGGGGCCCUGUGCGCUGAAGCAAAGCAGGAGGAGGAGGACCAGGAAGCCAGCAAGUUGGGCAAAGAAUGGAUGGCCGCACACGAGAGGGAGACGUUCACAGCGGAAGAUUCGGGCCGAGCAGGGGUGUCCCUGUGGAAAGCGGAAGAGGUGGUUCCCCAGUGCCGCUUCCAGGAAAAUGCUGACACCAGUCCGGAGAGGCCUGAGGGCCAGCUGAGGACCGACCCCGGAGGGGAUGGAGACGCAUCUGUACCUUAUGGGGGAGAUUACACAGCCCUCAUUGUGACCACCGUCCAGGCAGGAGUGGAGACAGGGAAGAAGCGGAAUACCUGCCGAGCUUACGGGAAAAGCUUCAGCCCGGGUUCCAGCGUGCUCAAGAGCCGCCGAGCGGGAGCCAAAGCCCACAAAUGCCAGGUCUGCGGGAAGUUCUUCCUUUCCGGCUCCAAGCUCAUCAUCCACCAGAGGACCCACACGGGGGAGAAGCCCUACGAAUGCUCGUCUUGUGGGAAGACGUUCAGGUCCAGCUCGGUCCUGUACCGUCACCAGAGGAUCCACACGGGAGAGAAGCCUCACAAGUGCCCCGUCUGCGGUAGGAGGUUCGGCAGCAACUCCAACCUCAGUCGGCACCAGAGGAUCCACACCGGGGAGAAGCCGUACGAGUGCGCGGAAUGCGGGAAGAGCUUCAUCCAGAGGGCCAACUUGAAUAAGCACCACAAAAUCCACCAGGGGGACGGAAGAAGCCGGGAGGGUUUCAGCACGAGCUGAAAGCGCAAAGUGGGUGUAAAUUGUGUGCACACAGGAGGAAACCGCUUAAGAGACUGGAUCGUGCAGCGACACUUUUCAGAGGAAUAUUUCAGAAAGGACACAGAAAUUCCUGUGUUGCAGCGGGUUGGGCUGGAUGACCCUAAGGGUCCCCUCCUACAAUUCUGAUUCCACGAAU